Messenger RNA from Hippocampus comes (tiger tail seahorse), 1173 nucleotides. It is a transcript of the gene drd2l, whose product is annotated as dopamine receptor D2 like. Gene Ontology annotation, biological process: negative regulation of cytosolic calcium ion concentration; negative regulation of synaptic transmission, glutamatergic; negative regulation of adenylate cyclase activity. Bases 229 to 1083 code for a protein of 284 amino acids. Gene Ontology annotation, molecular function: dopamine neurotransmitter receptor activity, coupled via Gi/Go; G protein-coupled receptor activity. Gene Ontology annotation, cellular component: glutamatergic synapse; presynaptic membrane; plasma membrane. The transcript has 6 exons. The record is from RefSeq and is a predicted model, not a curated record. NCBI's taxonomy places the organism in Eukaryota, Metazoa, Chordata, Actinopteri, Syngnathiformes, Syngnathidae.
CCCCACACGCGCCUAGAGCACUCUAACUUGGUGAGUGCGGAGUGGCGGCCAAAACACGCAAAACGCUGCGGCGAAGAAAGAACGCACUCGUGAGGGGCGGAAGCUCAGCUCGAGCGGCCGCGGUCGAUGCUCCGGACGCCGCUUUGUUCCAUCCGACGAGGUGCUGACAGAAGAGCGCACCCGAAGCCUGCCUGCCGCCCGAGCCGACAUGUCCACUGAGGCAUCGCCAUGACUUCUCACAACAACUCCGCCGACAUUUCCCUCCUUCCUCCUCCUCCUCCUCCUCCUCCCCCUCCUCCUCCACCACUGCCCUCCUCCUUACCGCCAACCCCCCAUCUCAACUCCUCGCCGGCCCUGGCCUCCGCCACCCCCUCGUACGUCCCGCCGUCCUUGGCCGGCAAUUGCAGCGGAGGAGCGUCCUCGCCCUCCUCGCCGCCGUACAACUUCUACGCCGUGCUGCUCGUGCUGCUCAUCUUCUGCGUGGUGUUCGGCAACGUGCUGGUGUGCGUGGCCGUGUCGCGGGAAAGAGCCCUGCAGACCACCACCAACUACCUCAUUGUUUCCCUGGCUGUGUCCGACCUGCUACUGGCCACCCUGGUCAUGCCUUGGGGGGUCUACCUGGAGGUGGUGGGCGAGUGGCGCUUCAGCCUGAUCCACUGCGACGUCCUGCUGACGCUCGACGUGAUGAUGUGCACCGCUAGCAUCCUCAACCUGUGUGCCAUCAGCAUCGACAGGUACACGGCGGUGGCCAUGCCCUUGUUGUACAACACGCGCUACAGCUCCAGGAGGAGGGUGGCGCUGAUGAUCGCCGCCGUUUGGUUCCUAUCUUUCGCCAUCUCCUGCCCGCUGCUCUUCGGACUCAACAACACCGCGGAUCGCGAAGGCACCACGUGCAGCUUCGCCGACCCGGCCUUCGUGGUGUACUCGUCGGUGGCGUCCUUCUACGUGCCCUUCAUCGUCACCCUGCUGGUGUACGCUCAGAUCUGCGUGGUCCUGCGCAGGCGCGGCCGACGCAUGGCGCGCCCCCGGGGGCGCGGCGGCGGGCCCGAGGAGCCGCGGCGGCACAGGAAGUCAUGGCCGUGAUGUGUCUUUGGACACCAAAAUGGAGAGCGCCUUGUUGUUAGCGAGCAGGCUAACCAUGAUGGUUCGCUAAAUCCCUCCGAGAAGGACGAC